AUGGUUGAUGUUGGUUGCCUCACAUGUAGGGAACUUUUCUUCUUGUUUUUACUCUUUUGCUGGUUUCUUAUACAAAUUUUCUUCCUCAAUGAUCCCAUUUGCGUUUUUCAACCUUUGUUUUUUUCUUUUUUCAUGAUUAAGCUCGAGUCAUCUCUUGCCUUUGCCAUUUUAGAAAUCAAAGGUUUGGUGAGGAGGUAGAAGUUUCAUAUUUUGGGAGAUUCACUUGUUCUGCACUGUUUGGCUGGUUGGAAUUCAAAACAGAAAUCUAGAGGGCUUUUGUAUUUCUAGCAUCUAGCUUCACUGUGUCAAUAAUAAUUUUUGAACGUUGAUGAUAAAAUGGCGAAAUUUUAAAUGGGUUCCGGUUAUUAGCUCCUCCCAUAUUUUUUUUGCCUUCUAGGUGUUUGUUUCUUUGUCGGAAUGAACAUAUGUUCUAUAAAAGAGGCUUAAGAAAAAGGAUAGGGAAAAAGUAGGUAAAGGCUGGCAGCUUAUAUAGAAUCUUAGAGAGAUUGAAAGGAUAAAAGCUAUUGCUACAAGGCAAAGCAAGAAGACUAUGGAGGAAAUAUCUUCUGCUGUUGCAGUGCCAUUUACACUUGGGAAGUUGACGCAGGAUUCAUCAGUAACAACAACCCACAUGGAGAUAGCUGGGUUGAAGCUUAUGACCAAUACAGCAGCUUUGAUUUUGAAUCCUGCAAUGGAUGAUAGUGAAAAUCAAAGGGGUUUAAGUUCACAGCAUCAGACUAUUGAAGCUGCAGAAGAGGAUAAUCAUGUUGGCGAUGCCCUUGUUUCAGAUGUGCCUAUUGGAUGUGAGAGAGAUUGGGUUGGGAAUGAAACCCACAGUCAGAAAAGCAAGGAAGAUGAUUUCAUGUUAAAAGUUGACUUUCAACGUCCAAAUGAUUCAAGCUCUCAAUCUCUUGCUGGGGAACGAUCUUCAACUUUGAGGACUAAUUGUUCUGAGAUUGAUUCUCCAGUUAGUACCAUCAAGGUUGAAGAUGAUAUAGUACUAAAGCCAGUGCUGAAAAUGGUCUCAGUUGAAAUGGAUAUUGAAAUUCAUGAUGGCAGCAGAUCAGAUGGAUGUGAUUCUAAACCAUCAGAUUCACUUCUUGCGAUGUCAGGGGAGAAAAUAUGCAGAAGGAGCUACAAGAAUGGAUUGGAAUGGAGUAGUGGAGCCCUUUGGGGUUUUUCAUCAAUCUGUGGAAGGAGAGAGGAGAUGGAAGAUGCUAUUGCAGUAGAACCUCAACUCUUGCAAGUCCCUUCACAGAUGCUAACGGAAAACCAUGUGACUGAAAACCCAAAAUACUCAGAAGCCCGCUUUUUUGGUGUCUAUGAUGGCCACGGGGGCUGCCAGGUUGCUAAUUACUGCCGGGAACGACUUCAUUCGGUGUUGAUUGAGGAGAUAGAGGCUGCAGGAACAAGCUUGGGAGAAAAGAAUGCAGGAGACAACUGGCAGGACCACUGGAGGAAAGCAUUCUCCAAGUGUUUUCAGAGAGUUGAUGAUGAGGUUGAUGGAAAAGGUGCAGCUAGUAAUGAAGACAACAGCCAUGGAUCUGAGUCUAGUUUUGAACCUCUUGCUCCUGAAACUGUUGGCUCUACUGCUGUGGUUGCCAUUUUGAGUCAAACCCACAUAAUGGUAGCAAAUUGUGGGGAUUCAAGAGCGGUCUUGUGUCGCGGAAAAGAAGCCAUUCCAUUGUCUACUGACCACAAACCAAACAGGGAGGAUGAGUGGGCAAGAAUAGAAGAUGCAGGAGGAAGGGUCAUACAAUGGAAUGGAUACAGAGUUCUUGGGGUUUUGGCUGUGUCAAGGUCCAUAGGUGACAGAUAUUUGAAACCAUGGGUAAUACCUGAACCAGAAGUACAGUUUGUCCUUAGAGAGAAAAAUGAUGAGUGCCUUAUUGUAGCCAGUGAUGGUUUAUGGGAUGUCAUGACAAAUGAAGAAGCCUGCCAGGCUGCAAGAAACAGAAUCCUUCUUUGGCACAAAAAGUAUGGCAAUGGCAACAACAAUGGGUCUGCUGAACGAGAAGAUGGAAUUGAUCCUGCAGCUCAGUUUGCUGCAGAGUAUCUAUCCAGACUUUCCCUUCAAAGGGGAAGCAAAGAUAACAUAUCUGUUAUUGUGGUGGACUUGAAGGCACAAAGAAAAUUGAAGGCAAGGGCAUAGCCAUAGCAUGCCUACCUAUCAUCUGUUAAAAGAUGAUUAGGUAGAAUAAACUAAUAAUGAAUACAUAAAACCAUGUCAGAAAUGGAUCCUGCAUUAAAAAAGGUGGGUAUGGAGAGUUCCUUUUUUUUAAAGAGGUUGAGCAUUUUCAUUGUUAGAUUUACUUUGAGGCUGCGUUUGGUAUAUAUGAAAAUGGGAUCUGAGGAAAGGGAAGAGAUGGUAGAAAGCAUUUUAGUUGUAUUUAGUAGAUAAGAAAGUGGAUUUCUUGUUGGGGGAAAAAAAAGCUUCCUAUGUUUAUGGGAAAGAGCUUUCUCUUUCUUAUUAUCCUUUCCUUUCCUAUUCCCAUUUUGUGCCAAACGAGCCUACAGAUUCUCAUGUUACCGAUUAAAAAGGGUGUUGCUAUUGAAAGUGUCACCUUCCAAGAGAUUAAUAUUAUUUUACUCUUGGAUUUGUAUCUUUGUUAAGAAAAUUUGCAUUAUAUCAUCUGACUUUAUGAAAUUCUCCGAGCAAAGAUACAAGUCCAACUGAAAGACUGGAGGUUGAACUUAAAGUAACAUCACUCAAUUAAUAAGUAGAAUAAGAAUCUCUAAGUAUGUCUGAUAAUGGAAACAAAAAACACUCAACUUCUUGAGAGUUCUUUUCAUAUAACUAUCCAAGUGUGUUUGACAUACAUCCAUAUCUAUUCACAAUCAGUUUAUUCUAUUAUUUUUUUUUUCUGGAAACAUUGUCUACAUUAGUUGGUAGCAUAUUUAGCCCCUUAUUUUUAUACCAGGGCUAAGCCACCUAUGUAUUGUAUUCAAAUAUUUGCAGUGGGAAAGGAUAAUAUUUAGACAAGA
Prosopis cineraria is the source of this 2985-nucleotide messenger RNA. RefSeq names its product protein phosphatase 2C 50-like. Bases 551 to 2152 code for a protein of 533 amino acids. The transcript is spliced from 4 exons. Gene Ontology annotation, biological process: protein dephosphorylation. Gene Ontology annotation, molecular function: cation binding; protein serine/threonine phosphatase activity. The record is from RefSeq and is a predicted model, not a curated record. NCBI's taxonomy places the organism in Eukaryota, Viridiplantae, Streptophyta, Magnoliopsida, Fabales, Fabaceae.